Megalopta genalis is the source of this 435-nucleotide messenger RNA. NCBI's taxonomy places the organism in Eukaryota, Metazoa, Arthropoda, Insecta, Hymenoptera, Halictidae. The record is from RefSeq and is a predicted model, not a curated record.
UCUAAUAAAUAUGGGACACAUUUUGAAAGAAUCUGGAUCAAGUUAUGAUAAAGUUGUUAAAACAACAAUCCUCUUAAACAGUAUAAAUGAUUUUGCUGGAGUAAAUGAAGUUUACAAAGAAUUUUUCACAGAUAACUAUCCAGCACGAUCCACAUUUCAAGUUGGAAAAUUACCUAUGGGAGCUCAAAUUGAGAUUGAAGCUAUUGCUGUUACUGGGGAUGUAGAAACAAAAUUGUAACGUGAAAGUAUUUCAAUGUUAUGUCAAGUAUAUUUUUUUCUAAGAUCCAAACUAGUACUAUUAUGUUUUAUACUAAAGUAAGUAAAUAUAUGUAGAACGAAGUAGUGACAUAAAUGAUGAAUACAAAAAUAAGUUUCUUUCUUUGUAUGCUACUAAAUAUAUUAUUUUAUAAGCAGUAAAAUUAAUGUUCUUCUUGA